Histoplasma mississippiense is the source of this 1815-nucleotide messenger RNA. RefSeq lists its product with no specific name. Gene Ontology annotation, cellular component: perinuclear region of cytoplasm. Gene Ontology annotation, biological process: intracellular calcium ion homeostasis. NCBI's taxonomy places the organism in Eukaryota, Fungi, Ascomycota, Eurotiomycetes, Onygenales, Ajellomycetaceae. The transcript is spliced from 2 exons. The coding region runs from base 1 to 1815 and encodes 604 amino acids. The record is from RefSeq and is a predicted model, not a curated record.
AUGACGACUCAUCUAGUUGCCAUUGCAAAAGCCACUUUCUCAGCUGGGCUUUUGCGACCAGAUCCCACCUCCGUCCACCGCGAUGAGAUCGCCUUUUUCCAAGAAUCACUCGACCGCGUAGUGACGCACUGCUCUUCAGGAAACAUCCAGACUUGCACAUCGUGGCUUCUGAAAAAUGUGAUCCCUUCGUCAACAAGGAUUGGGGCUCUAGGCAAAUACCUUGUUACUCUAUCUGGAUCCUUCGAACAUGGUGGUAAAUCACUGGUUGCUGGACAGGGAGCGACUGAGCGCCCAAAGAAUUCUUCAAAACGGAAACGAUUGCAUAUCUUAUAUUUGCUAAAUGACCUGUUGCAUCACACAAAAUACCAUGAACAGACAACGUCCGCCUUUUCAAACCUCAGUGGUUCCCUUCAACCUUUUUUAGUUGAUCUUAUUAGCCUGGCAGCAAGCUUUGGACAUGAGAACAAUCCAAAACAUCACAAACGAUUGAGCGAUCUUCUGGAUAUAUGGGCUAGUAACAGUUACUACAGCGGCGAUUAUAUAAACAAACUCCGUGAAACGGUGGAUAAUUCCUCUUCUCCUGACUUGCUGAAUGCAAAAUCUGCUUCCAAUGGCCUCGAUUUAGAUACACCGAACAAGACCUCUCCAAGGGACGCUCCCUACAUAAUGCCAGCGACGCAUGGAGACCCGUCCGCGCCAUAUCAUGAACUCCCAGCGGGGAACCUAAUGCCACAUAUAAUUCCCAACUCAACAGUCCCAAUCCGACCACAAGCAGUAAAGCCUCUUCAGUUUCUUGCAGGACCUGCAGAUGAGUCUCUAGCCACCGCAGUGAAAAACUUUCUAAAUGACGUGGACAAAAUUUAUAACCCAAAUGGGGAUUCGUUGGAUGGGAGAAUUGAUGUAGAGAUUGAUGAACUUGGCCAAGCAGUUUUCCGCGACCCAUCAACGGGAGAAGUUGUCGACGGGGAAACAUACUAUGGUUGGUCACGUUCAUUCUGCGAGAAUAUGAAGAAAAGGAGAGAUGGUACCCUUGGGCGUCGGAGCCCAAGUCAAAGUCUCAGCCCCAACCGGAGCUACAGCGCAAAGAGACGGCGACGAUAUAGCGAUAACAUCACUGGUGAUGACAGGGGACGCUCUAGAUCGCCUGGUUCAUCCAUAUCUGACAGCCGCAGUCGAAGCGCCUCGUACUCGCGCUCCCUAUCCCGCUCCCGUUCCCGCACGACGCUGCACCGCUCAGGACGCCCAAGAUCACGGUCAAGAUCGAAAUCUUACUCUCCUCGCCCAUUAUCACCACCUCGCAUUCCUUCGAAGCACCAGAAUGCGCUUUUCCCUCCCCCAGGAACAACUCCACAUAUCCCUCUUCCACAAAUGCCAUACCCCUUCCGUGGCUCGCAACAAUUACCACCUCCCCACCCUCCAACGGUACCCGGUCCUGGUGGUAUGUUCAUUCCCCCACCUCCUCCAAGGCCUCCAGGCUAUCAUGGAGCCUGGCCGCCGCCGCCACCACCUCUUCCUCAACAUUCGAGCACGACGCCACCAUUCCCACCACCUCCACCCCCAUUGCCUAUGACCAUGAGCUACCCAGGCUUCCAACCUCCUGCUGGUGCCGUUGCGCCACAAUACCCUCCUAAUCCACAUCCACCCUACCUGCCACAAUCUGGAUCUUACCAUUCCCCGAGCCCCCAUACGACCCAGGGACCGGGGCCUGGCCACCAGCCUUAUCCUGGUGGAGAUGCGAAUGAGUCUCGGGAAAGUGGGAGUCGGGGAAAUGAUGCGAGUGGAAGAAAAGGCUGGGGGAUGGGAGGUUGGUAUUGA